This is a messenger RNA of Parnassius mnemosyne (clouded apollo), 1890 nucleotides long. The record is from the annotation of a GenBank genome assembly. Lineage: Eukaryota; Metazoa; Arthropoda; Insecta; Lepidoptera; Papilionidae.
AUGGAACAUGCAGAUUUGGUGGCAGAGAUGGCGCAGGUGGAGCACCUCACAACUCAAGAGAGACUUCAUCUGGCAAGAAGGCGACGUAUGCAGCAGCUGAAACUAUGGCAACAGAGAGAAAAGGAGUGGGCGCGGUCGCGGCCAAAACGAGAUAAGAGCAACAAGCGGAAUAUAUUCUUCAACGAUAGCGUCAUGCUACUGGAAGCCGCGGCCAGAAAUGACAUAGAGGAAGUGCGAAGAUUGCUCGCGAGAGGAGUGACUCCUGAUGCGACUAACGAAGAUGGUCUUACUGCUUUGCAUCAAUGCUGCAUAGAUAACAAUGAAGCAAUGAUGCGCCUACUUCUAGACCAUGGAGCGAACGUUAACGCCGAAGAUAGCGAAAAGUGGACACCACUUCACGCGGCUGCGACGUGUGGAAACUUGAACUUAGUCAGGAUACUAAUACAGAGGGGAGCGAAUUUACUGGCCGUUAAUGGGGACGGGAACAUGCCAUAUGAUAUUUGUGAAGAAGAGAGGACCUUAGAUGCGAUCGAAAGCGAAAUGGCGGCUAGGGGCGUAACGCAGAGGUUGAUUGACGAAACGAGAGCGGCGACUGAGAUGAGGAUGCUGAUGGACGUCGCGGAGCUAGUCAAGAACGGGAUGGAUUUGGACGAGCCUAGGGACAGUCAAGGUGCUACUUUGCUGCACAUAGCAUCUGCGAACGGCUACAUAAAGGUGGUGGAAUUCCUGCUGGAGCACCGGGCGUCCACCGACGUCGUCGAUCACGACAUGUGGCAGCCCGUGCACGCGGCCGCCUGUUGGGGUCAUUUAGAAGUAUUAGAGCUGUUGGUGCAGUACGGAGCUGAUCUCAACGUGAGGAAUAAGCACGACGAGACACCUGCUGAUAUAUGCGAGGAGGGCGAGAUGCGGGGGCGUAUCUCGCGGCUGGCGGCCGAGCAGGAGGAGAGCCGGCGGCGCGCCGCGCUGUCCGCCGGCGAGCGCCUGCGUACCGCGCGCCGCUCCUCCUCCACCGCCAGCACCACCAGAGUGCGAUCAGUUCGUCGAACCUCAUUGCGAGAGAAGCAGAUGGCGGCUAAGGCGGAUGCUAGGGGCGAAGCGAGACUCAGAGAAACGUUCGACUCUGCUGUGGAUGAUGAGUUACAGGGUUUAUCUAACGGUGUAGAAAACGAUCAGAACACAGCAAACAAACUGCAACCGAGCGAUUUAAUGCACAACCGCCUAUCGAUCAGCUCCACUACAUCCAAUCAUAGCUAUGAUUCGGAAAACGUCGACUACGCCUUUCCCAAACACACCUACAACCAGCGUAUACCUUAUAAACCGAACGAAGAAACAAACGAAAAGUCAGUCAAUCAACCAAAAGUAUCAAAUCCAUUGUUUGGUGUAAACGCCGCCUCACACUACGCCCCUAGCCCCGUUACGCAGGAUACGACCGAAAAAUCAAGACCAAAUUUACCCAAUGGCGUCCGAAAAGCCCCCGAGGGGCAGGACAAUGAAGCUUUCAAAACUGAAGACGCGAUUGACGGUAUGAAAGAGGUGAUUGUGAGCCCGAGCCAGAUCGCGCUAACAGAUGGCAGCUCUGCGACCUACACCACAGACAAUAAUGGUAAAAUCAAUGUUCAUGUCACCGUCAUGAUUAACGCAGGCACACUAGCAGAUUUGAAGAAGCAGCGUUCGCAAAUAAGAACAAACGGCAGCCCGGUGGAAAAUAGUUUGAACUCUACAAACAACCACAGUCUGAACUCGUUACCAGAGGGGGUAACAAAGCAAGAACCCUCAGCGCAGAAGAAUCAAGCGGUCCAGUCAUCAAAUUCAACCGUUACCAGAUUUUCAGGACACACAAGUGAAAUUGUUGGUGACACAAAGUCGCAUAGGUGCUGUAUUAUAAUGUAG